CAGCUGCCAAAAUCUCAACGCCAACAUUAAGGCAGCUAUGAUUCCGCUUAUAUCCUCCGUUCUUGAACCUUCACCCUCCAUCAAUUACGAUUUCGUGGCGGGAUCGUAUUUUAUCGCCUCUCUUCUGUGUCUGGCCCUGGCGGUAUCGUCGCUUGUCUUCGAGGUCUCAUCUGUAAAGGGAUGGUGGAUUGCCCUUGCACCGUUUCCACCAGCGCUUGUUUGGAGCUUGAUAGUAAGAGCAAGGUGGCAUUUGGCACUUGAAUCGAAGACCAAGGUGGAGUAGCUUGAUAGUCUGCCGAGUUACGGAUACAGGAUCAUACAACCUUUCCUGGAUAGCCUAUGAUUCGACGUAGUGGAUCGUGCACAAGCUUCAGAGGGGAGGGUGAUAUUAUGAAAGAUGACAUGUACAGGGGUACUCUAUCUAGAUCUGUGUGCCUUAAAGAAAAAAAGCAAUAGCGCAACUUGCUGCAUUGCCCGUAGAGGAGAAUGGCCCAGGGAACGAUCACACAUAUGGGCAAACGAAGGCUUGGCAUGCUUUACUGGUUCCUAG
Nannochloropsis gaditana CCMP526 is the source of this 550-nucleotide messenger RNA. RefSeq lists its product as uncharacterized. The record is from RefSeq and is a predicted model, not a curated record. The transcript has a single exon. The annotation marks the transcript as partial.